This is a messenger RNA of Megalops cyprinoides (Indo-Pacific tarpon), 3922 nucleotides long. RefSeq names its product ectonucleoside triphosphate diphosphohydrolase 4 (gene entpd4). Bases 236 to 2116 code for a protein of 626 amino acids. Gene Ontology annotation, molecular function: nucleoside diphosphate phosphatase activity. The record is from RefSeq and is a predicted model, not a curated record. The transcript is spliced from 13 exons. Gene Ontology annotation, cellular component: membrane. NCBI's taxonomy places the organism in Eukaryota, Metazoa, Chordata, Actinopteri, Elopiformes, Megalopidae. Gene Ontology annotation, biological process: nucleoside diphosphate catabolic process.
GGUCUGAUUUCAUCUUCCACAGAUACGUUGUUGAAUAUGGGGAAAAACCAGCUUGCUGGCUAACAUUAAUGGAAAAUGUGGAUGAAAACAUGUUGAAACCGUUGUCUGUGCUGUCAGUGAAUCUGCUCACACCUACCUGGUGGUUUAAAGUGAUGUCCCUGAGAAAUGCGUUGAACCUACACUGUCGUGUCUCCCCUUGGAUUUCCAGCAACUAAUGUGAAGAACACUCCAAGCCAUGGGAAGGAUCAGUUUCUCCUGCCUGUUCCCGGCGUCCUGGCACUUUAGCCUGUCCCCAGUGGGUCUCCCCAGGCUCCUGCUGCCCUCCUUCAGGCAGCUGCUGCUCCUGGGUCUGCUAGCUGGUCUGCUUGGUCUGCUCUACCUGCUGCUGGUCAUGGGCAAGGGCCAAUACAACUGGACUGGCAGGGACCAGCAGGUUCACAGGCACAUGGCACGCGUGACAGACGUUGAUGCCACUGACACCAGCAACCCCAACCUGAACUAUGGCCUUGUGGUGGACUGUGGCAGCAGUGGCUCCCGGGUGUUUGUGUACUGCUGGCCGCGGCACAACGGCAACCCCCACGACCUGCUGGACAUCCGGCAAAUGAGAGACCAGCACAGGAAGCCUGUGGUCAUGAAGAUCAAGCCAGGUAUUUCAGAACUGGCCACAACACCAGAGAAAGCCAGCGAUUACAUCUAUCCAUUGCUGAGCUUUGCUGCCCAGCAUAUCCCUAAGAGCAAACACCAAGAGACCCCUCUGUAUAUUCUUUGCACAGCAGGAAUGAGAGUACUGCCAGAAAGUCAACAGGAAGCGCUGUUGGAGGAUCUGCGGACUGACAUCCCAGUGCAUUUUAACUUCUUGUUCUCUGACUCCCAUGUGGAGGUCAUAUCUGGCAAACAGGAGGGUGUAUAUGCAUGGAUUGGAAUCAACUUUGUCCUUGGGAGAUUUGACCAUGUAGAUGAUGAGAGGGAGGCAGUAGUGGAGGUUCAGGUCCCAGGCAGCGACCAGCAGGAGGCGCUGGUGCGCAAGCGGACCGCAGGCGUGCUGGACAUGGGGGGCGUCUCCACGCAGAUAGCGUAUGAAGUGCCCAAAACUGUAAGCUUUGCCUCUCCACAGCAGGAGGAAGUGGCCAAGAACCUGCUGGCGGAGUUCAACCUGGGCUGUGAUGCCCAUCGCACGGAGCACGUGUACCGCGUCUACGUCUCCACCUUCCUGGGUUUCGGAGGGAAUGCCGCAAGGCAGAGAUAUGAAGAGAGCGUCGUUAGCAAGACUCUCGUCCAGAACAAGCUCCUGGGCCAGCAUGUGGGGGAGUCCGCGGAGUCGCCCUACCUGGACCCGUGUCUGCCUCGGGACCUGCAGGACGAGAUCGGGCCGCCCGGGCAGAGGGUGCACUUGCGGGGCACGGGCGACUUCGACGUUUGCCGCCAGCUGCUCCAGCCUUUCCUCAAUCGCACCAACGAGACCCAGUCCUCCCUCAACGGCAUCUACCAGCCUCCCAUCGACUACCAGAACAGCCAGUUCUAUGGCUUCUCCGAGUUCUACUACUGCACCGAGGACGUACUGCGCAUGGGCGGGGACUACAACGCCACCAAGUACAGCAGAGCCGCCAAGAGCUACUGCGCCACCCAGUGGAAAACCUUGAAAGAGCGCUUUGACCGGGGCCUGUACGCCUCCCAUGCUGACUUGCACAGGCUCAAGUACCAGUGCUUUAAAUCAGCCUGGAUGUACGAGGUGUUCCACUCCGGCUUCUCCUUCCCCACCGUGUACGAGAACCUAAAGACAGCACUGCUGGUCUACGACAAAGAGGUGCAGUGGACCCUGGGUGCCAUCCUCUACAGAACACGCUUCCUGCCUCUGAGGGACAUUCAGCAGGAGAGCCUGAGGGGGGCGCACUCCCACUGGCGCCACAGCUUCUCCUUUGUAAACAACCACUACCUGUUCCUGGCCUGCUUCCUGGUGGUGGUGCUGUCCAUCCUUCUGUACCUGCUGCGCCUACGACGCAUCCACCGGCGCAUGGCGCAGCGUGGCACCACCGCCGCCUCCUCCUCCUCCUCCGCCUCCACUGUGCAGUGGCUGGAGGAGGGCCUGGGCUCCCCCGCCGCCCCUGUCAUUCUGUAGCCAAUCCCGCCCUCUCUCUGCGGUAGCGGAGCGGCCAUGCCAGGGGUUUUACUCGAAGGACAAGGUGUGGCUUCUUUUUGAAGAACCGUGGGAUUGGGACUUGAGGCGCGCGAGUGAGGGUCUUCUCUUUAUCCGGAAUGCUGGCAGCUGGGGGUAACAGUCCUUCGUGGUGAAUGAACACUUAUUUCUUUGAUUCGGGUGGAUUUUGAGGGUAGGCUAAAUCAGUAAUGUGGUCACGGCCUUUACUCAGAAUAAGCAAUGAGAUUAUUUUGUUUUUGUUUUGUUUUUAUGUCUGUGUGUUAAUUUAUUUUUGUCAGGAUCAAAAAGUCUGCCUUUUUAUAAUGUGAAAGAGGUACUGAGUGCAGGACAGCUGGGGCCGGCACACUCCCACUUAGGGGCCAGGUCUACUGCUCCCCACACCUGCUGCAUCAGAGGUUCAGGUGGAUGCCUUUCAAUGUCACUCCUUUAAUUGGUUGAACUAGGAAGAAAGUGCUCUUCUUGCUCUGGACGUAGCUCGACUGUAAGAGCGCUCUUAUUGAUCACGUGUUACCCAAUGUGGCCACCAGGUGGAGAACUUCAUUUACAUUUAUUCAUUUAGCAGACUUCUCAGUGGAUACAUAAUAUACUCCCAUUCAAUACUCCCAUUCAAAAGCACUUGUCUGUUUCAGUGCUUCUCAGUUGUUGAAAGAUAUGCAGCUUAGCCAGGCCUCUCUCAGUAGUCUGUAAGUUACCAGUCUUGUCUUCUACAGCCUCCUUGUGUGGAAGGCAGCCAAGCAUGUCUUCAGCUGUAGGGCCACGGCUGUUCUGAAAGCAUCUUGCUGUGGAGUUUUUUGGUUCACGUAUUGUUGAAGCAGUGGAUGACCAGAAGAUAUUUGACCUUGCAGCAUAUUCACAGCAGUUCCUCUUUUCCUGUAAACUAGUGUUUGAGAGGGUGAUUAAUGGGUACUGGUUUCAUAUCCCUUGCAGAAUGGCUAGUGUGUCUAAACCGUAUGCAGUCCUCUGAUAAUGUCAGUUUUGGGAUGUCAUCAAGCUGCAGGGUUUGCUGUGAUGAGGAGGUAACGUACUGUAAUACAAGCACAUCCCGCCUUUGCAGAGCCUCUGCCAGCCUGAGACUUCAUCAUGGGAGUGACAUGUUUGUGCCUCUUCUAGGUGGCGUGUGUAGAGUGAGGAGGGCUUCAUCUAUGGUGUGGACCCACUACUAACGCCUCAAUGCCUUGUCAGUCUCAUGUUGCAACCUGAUUUUAUUGUAUGUUUUUAGCAUUGUAAUAGAGUUGGUCCGAGACACUACAUACAACAAAGGUUAAUGUACUCAAGCUGUUGGUAGGAACUCCUUUGUUGGUGGAGGUCUGUGUUUUUGUAACAUCUUUUCUUGUGUACAUUUCCCAUAAACAGUACAGGUAGCAGUUCUCGUAUCAAAAAACAGUGCAAUAAGUUUUUAUGUUGUCUUAUCACUGUGGAGAGGGUCUCCCAUCUGCUGACAUCUGCUGAAGCAGCGGGGCCUGACUGCAGUUCUAGUCAGGUCACGUGUGUGGGUCUGUUUACCACCAACUGCUGUCAGUCGAUCAGCUGUGGUUUUGGGCGAAUGCAGAUCUCAAGACGGAAGCUUCUCUCUUAAUUCUUGAAAACACACUGAGCUUCAUUUUAAGAAGCCAUGGUUUCAAUGCUGUAUGAUGCACAUACUUUGUCAAUCACAGAUGCCAUAUUUAUAACAGAUGUACAGAAAGCAAUUUAUGGUUUGCACGGAAGAAGUGUCAUUGAAAAUACUGUUGACAAUCUUGUUACUGUUGAACAAAAGAAUAAAAAAUA